CCUGAGAAUCAAAAGGCAUUUUGUACUUGUUGUUAUAAUAUCGGUUUCAGUGCGUUCUUUUAGACGCCAUCAACUCAACAAAUGUCAUCUGGAUCCUCGAAAUUACUAAGUUCCCUUUGCAUUUAGUGAAAUUGACAGAUAAUUAUUGGUCCCUCGGUGGAAUAAAUCAAAAGGAAAAUAUUUCUGAGUUGUGAACACAGGAGAUACCCGGGUUGGAUCCAACAAUCCCUCCCUAACCUUCAACAUUUAGCCGACUUGUGCUUCCUUCCAAUUAAUCAAAUAAUAUUUCGCUGCAACGCUAUGGUACCUCUCGGGCCAUCACCAGGUCAUCAGGCCUCGGUUAAUAACACCUCGUCGACACCCACUAGCGGAUCAAAAGCAAGUUCCACUUUGAAACCGAAUUACACUUUGAAGUACACACUUGCUGGACACACCAAGGCCGUUUCCUCUGUCAAAUUCAGUCCAAACGGUGAAUGGCUAGCUAGUUCUUCUGCUGAUAAACUCAUAAAGAUAUGGGGCUCUUACGAUGGUAAAUUUGAGAAAACAAUAGCCGGACAUAAACUGGGGAUAUCUGAUGUGGCGUGGUCUAGUGACAGCAGACUUCUUGUGUCAGCUUCUGAUGACAAAACGCUGAAAAUUUGGGAGCUCAGUUCCGGCAAGUGCUUGAAGACUCUAAAAGGCCAUAGUAAUUACGUAUUUUGCUGUAACUUCAAUCCACAAUCUAAUCUCAUCGUUUCUGGAUCAUUCGACGAAAGCGUGAGAAUUUGGGACGUGAGAACAGGAAAGUGUCUGAAGACGUUGCCAGCUCACUCAGAUCCAGUGAGUGCUGUACAUUUCAAUAGGGAUGGCUCACUCAUUGUAUCGAGUAGUUACGACGGUUUAUGUAGAAUAUGGGACACAGCAUCUGGACAGUGUCUGAAGACAUUGAUUGACGAUGACAAUCCCCCAGUAUCGUUCGUUAAAUUUUCACCAAAUGGAAAAUACAUUCUCGCUGCAACACUAGAUAACACACUCAAGCUUUGGGAUUACAGCAAAGGCAAAUGCCUUAAGACUUACACUGGCCAUCGUAAUGAAAAAUACUGUAUAUUCGCUAAUUUCUCUGUGACUGGAGGAAAAUGGAUUGUUUCCGGCUCAGAAGACAACAUGGUGUACAUCUGGAAUUUGCAGACGAAAGAAAUUGUUCAGAAACUUCAAGGACACACAGACGUUGUUCUCUGUACGACAUGUCAUCCAACGGAUAACAUCAUCGCGUCAGCUGCAUUAGAAAACGAUAAAACGAUAAAAUUGUGGAAGAGUGACACGUAGGUAGAUCUCUCUGGAAGAUAGGAGUAAGGGCUGUCACUCGUAAUGUACAAAUUGAAACUACUACCUGCGUAGAAAUACCACAAUUAAUUCUAUCCCCAUUGUAUGGAGCAGACGGAAGAGCAGGAAUUUUAUUUUCGUACCGAAAGAAUAUGAAAUUAUUUAUACUCGAGAAAUUGGUUCCCCAUCGUUUUUCAAAGAAAAGCUUCCAGUUCUAUUGUGCUGUAGGAACCACAAUUACAAUCAGUUCCAUUAUGAAUUCAUACUGUUUGCCGUGAAUAAAGAAUUUUCCCAUUUGUAA
Molecule: messenger RNA, 1603 nt
Organism: Fopius arisanus
Lineage: Eukaryota; Metazoa; Arthropoda; Insecta; Hymenoptera; Braconidae
Gene: wds
Product: WD repeat-containing protein wds
Exons: 4
Coding region: 301-1305 (334 amino acids)
Biological process (GO): transcription initiation at RNA polymerase II promoter
Cellular component (GO): transcription factor TFIID complex
Molecular function (GO): protein binding; RNA polymerase II general transcription initiation factor activity
Source: RefSeq, a predicted model, not a curated record